Arachis ipaensis is the source of this 653-nucleotide messenger RNA. Its product is annotated as large ribosomal subunit protein uL18c. Gene Ontology annotation, cellular component: ribosome. Gene Ontology annotation, molecular function: structural constituent of ribosome; 5S rRNA binding. Lineage: Eukaryota; Viridiplantae; Streptophyta; Magnoliopsida; Fabales; Fabaceae. The record is from RefSeq and is a predicted model, not a curated record. Gene Ontology annotation, biological process: translation.
UUUCGUCGUUGAAGCCCAUUCCACCACCCGCCGACAAGACAGGACCGCCCGCCACACCCGCAUCAGGAAGAAGGUUGAAGGGACACCAGAAAGGCCACGAUUGUCCGUGUACCGAUCCAACAAGCAUCUUUCUGUCCAGGUCAUAGAUGACACCAACAUGCACACUCUUGCUUCGGUUUCAACAAUGCAGAAGGCAGUUUUUGAAGAGUUCAACUACACAGCUGGUCCUACAGUUGAAGUAGCAAAGAGGGUUGGUGAAAUCAUUGCAAAGUCCUGUCUGGAGAAAGGGAUCACAAAGGUGGCCUUCGACCGAGGUGGAUACCCGUACCAUGGUCGUGUUCAAGCACUCGCAGAUGCAGCUCGCGAACAUGGCCUAGAGUUCUAAAAUGAUUAUGCACUUGCCAUGUCGUUCAUUUUGAAGUUUGUUACUUAAUGAUUUAACAAUGAGAAAGUCUAGGGAACAAUCCUAUAUGCGGCCAAGCAGCCAACUUUUCAACACUUGAUUUUAAAAUUUGAAAAACUUGUUUUUUGCUCAAAAAACACAUACCCUCCGACCCCCUUCACCUCUCCCGUUGCGUCUCUUCUUUCUUUCUGCGUCACCCCUCUCUUCACGUUUCUUCUUUUUCUCUAGAUCACCUUUGGAAGUUCUUGUA